AUGCCCCCUUGGGAAUACGAGGAAAUGGGCAGCGUACUAGGUUAUCUCACGGACAAAAUCACUGUUAUUUCUGAAGAGAUUGCGGAUGAUUUACGAAAGCUCUGUAAAGCUACACCAUGCAAGUACUUCAGCGAUGUCCUUCCUAAAGAACAAAGACCACCUGCACCUUGCGAAAUUGAAUCUGAACGUGACCUUAUUCACUUCGAUGACCAUUUCGAUGGAUUAGCGGGGCUGGGACCGGAGUUCUUAUAUCGCAUUCUACAUACAGAUCGGAUAUCACGACGUAACAUCAUUUGCCAAAAUACAAGGGCUUUCUGGGCCGGACCAUUCAUUGGACUCAGGAUCGAAUCUUUGUGGGAGGACCGUUUCCCGUUUAUUGAACCGGCGGACCUGCAUGAGACUACAUAUUUUGAACAGCUCUGGUCUACUUUGCCGCCUCUUGAAAAGCCUUCUGUAGGCUGGAUGAAGGCAUGGCUGGUAGGCUAUGGCCCCGGAAACUCUCUUGAAGAGUCUAUUGACUACGAUCGACAAGCUGAGACUGACUGGGAAUGGAGCUAUGCUAUUUGGGACGAAAGAAGAUUGGAAGGGUGGAAAGCACCAUUCCUAUCACAAGACAGUCAGGUUGAAGAACCCCCGAGUAGAGUUUUUUACACGACAGAAUACGGUGAGGCUGUUGAAGGAACCAGUGGAAGAAUUCUCCUUUGA
Messenger RNA from Penicillium macrosclerotiorum, 705 nucleotides. RefSeq lists its product as uncharacterized. NCBI's taxonomy places the organism in Eukaryota, Fungi, Ascomycota, Eurotiomycetes, Eurotiales, Aspergillaceae. The transcript has a single exon. The record is from RefSeq and is a predicted model, not a curated record. Bases 1 to 705 code for a protein of 234 amino acids.